CUCUCUCUCUCUCUCACACACACACCUGGUCUGGGACGAACUGAAUGAUAAGGCAGGCUCCAGUCAGCAGCGGGCGGCGGGAAAAGGAAGAAAGUGUGUGUGGGGGGUGGGGUUGGCAUGCACCGGCAGCAGGGCCAUGGAGCACUCCCCCCAGCCCUCCCAAAGUACCUCUGCAGACAGUGUGCAGCGGUGGCAGCAUGGCCGUGGAGCACCCCCGCCUUCCCAAAGUACCUCUGCGGGCAGUGGUGAGUCCGUGGAGCACCCCCAGCCCUCCCAAAGCACCUCCUCGGGUAGCAUGCGGCAGCGGCAGUGGGGUCGUGGAGCACCCCCAAGCCCUCCUAAAGCACCUCCAUGGGUGGCAGUGCUUACAAGAGGCAGCCAGGUCCCUGCCCUCCUGGUCGGAGCACCACCACCGCUACUAGCUUCUCCCAGGGGCAAAACGAAAGGAAGCGGGCGAUGGCGGCGGAUCUGGCUGCCUCCCAUAAGCAGUGCUGUCACCACAGUGCCUCCACCAGCUUCCUUUCAUUUUGCCCCAGGAGAAGCGGGCGGCGGUGACAGAGCACCACUGCUGCCGUUCGCUGCGCUGCAGACACCACAUGGUAAGGAGAGCUGGGGGAGCGUCAUGUGGCGGCUUAGCCAGCCAGCCAAGCCCAAGGAUGGUGGGGGCAGUAGCUAGCUAGGCCCCAGCCAGCACCACUGCCGGGAUGGGGCCGCGCUGAUCAGGAAGCCAGCCAGUUGAGCCCGGGGAUGGUGUGUGGUGGGCAGCUAGCUAGGCCCCAGCUAGCGCCGCUGAUGGGAUGGAGCCGCACUGGUGGGGAAGCCAGCCAGCCUAGCCAGGGAACAGUGGGGAGAUGGCAAGGUCUGGGCACAGGCUUACUUGUGAGCAGGCAGAUCAGGGCUGCUCAGUUGGGGUUAGGGUUAGCCUAACUCAGCUGGAAGGAACAGUGGAGAGACUCGUGUUGGCUCCGGCCAGGUCAGCGGCUGCUUCUCUCAC
Notechis scutatus (mainland tiger snake) is the source of this 994-nucleotide messenger RNA. The record is from RefSeq and is a predicted model, not a curated record. NCBI's taxonomy places the organism in Eukaryota, Metazoa, Chordata, Lepidosauria, Squamata, Elapidae.